Messenger RNA from Rotaria sordida, 2183 nucleotides. NCBI's taxonomy places the organism in Eukaryota, Metazoa, Rotifera, Eurotatoria, Philodinida, Philodinidae. The record is from the annotation of a GenBank genome assembly.
AUAUUGAUUUUAUUUUACCAGAUAUUGAUUCAAAUAAAAUUGAUCCACGUAAACAUAUUUAUUAUAUUGAUGAAGAACAACCAAUAAAUACACGUUUAUUUCAUUUAAGUGUUAGUGAUAAAGAUUCAAUUAAUGAUAAAAUACAAUUAAAAUUAUUAACAUAUACAAAUCUAUUUCAAUUAAAUGAACAAUAUAAUGAUUUAUAUAGUUUAUCAAUUAUUGGAAGACUUGAUAGAGAACAACAAGAACAAUAUCGUUUAACAUUUGAAGCACGUGAUCAAGGUAUUGGACCAUCAUUAAUUACACAAAAAGAUAUAACAAUUGUUCUUCUUGAUAUAAAUGAUUCACCACCAAUACUUGAUCCAUAUCCGACUCCAAUAAGUAUCAAUGAAAAUAAUCUACCUAAUAUUAAACUUAUUCAAUUUCAUGCUCAAGAUUUUGAUGCACCAAAUACAUCAAAUAGUUUUUUAACUUAUUCUCUUAUACCAUCAAAUAAUUCUCGAUUUUUUCAACUUGAUUCAAUAACUGGAAUUCUUUCUGUUGGAAAAAAUAUAUCAUUCGAUUAUGAAUAUCAAACAAAAUAUGAUUUAAUAUUAAAUAUAAGUGAUCAUGGUAAAAAUUCAAAACAUCUUGAAACUUUACAUUCAUUUAUUGUUUAUAUAAAUGAUAUGAAUGAUAAUAAACCAAAAUUUCAACAAGAUUCUUAUUCAUUUCGUAUAUUAGAAAAUAUACCUAUUGGUACAUUAAUUGGUCACAUAAAAGCAUCAGAUCUUGAUAUAAAUACAACAAUUCAUUAUGAAUUAACAUGUAUUGAUGAUCAAGAUGUAUUUGAAAUAAAUUUAUUAAAUGGUGAAUUACGUAUAAAAGCUUUCCUUGAUUAUGAAAAUCAUUCAAUACAUCGUUUAUAUAUCACUGCAAAAGAUAAUGAUUAUCUUCAUUCAGAUCGUGUAAUAAUAACAAUUGAAUUAAUUGAUGUCAAUGAUAAUACACCAGUUAUUGAACCAUUAUCAGCUGUUUAUAUUCCAAGUGAAUUAUUAGAAACAAGUCAAUCAAAAAUGAUUCUAAUUACAACAAUUAUUGCACAUGAUCGUGAUUCUAAUAUGAAUGGAAAUUUAACAUAUACGAUUAUUGAUGGUAAUCUAAAUGAAUAUUUUCAUAUAAAUUUUUUCAAUGGUACAAUAUAUGCACAAUCAAAUAAUUUACCACAAGGACAUCAUCGUUUAACAAUAAAAGUAUGUGAUCAAAAUGAAUUAAAUCCAAAAUGUUCAACAAUAAUGGUUAAUAUUAAAGUUGGAGAAUAUAUUAAUAAAUUAUAUUAUACAACAUCGUUAAAUUCUCAACACUUAUUAAAUAAAAUUCAACAAAAAGAAUAUUCAUUUGAAUAUGAAACAAUUUUAACACGUGAAAUAAUUAUUGUUGUUAUUAUAUCAACUAUUUUAACAUUAGUAUUUAGUAUAACAAUGGGAAUUUUAAUAGCUUUUUUUUGUAAACAAAAACGUUGUAAACAUUUAAAUCGAUCAUCAUUACAAAAACCAUGUGAAUUACUUCAAUCAACUGAUGCUGAUAAACUUCUUACAACAACAACUACUACUAAUAAAUUGACUGGACAUCAUCAUAUUGAAGCAUAUGAUGAAAUAAAACGUUCAGCUGGUGGUGGAAGUUCAGAAGAUAGUUGUUAUGGAAGUAAUGAUUUAUCACGAUCAAGUUCAAGUGCACAUGGUGUUGCACGUCCUCUUCUAACAGCACAACAUCGUUCAUCAAGUUUAAGUUCAACAAGUGUUGAUUAUGCUGUACCAACACAACGACAUCAAUCAUCAUCAAAUAAUAAAUCAUCAACGGUGGUUCUUGUAGGUAUUCAUCAAUCGAUUAGUAAUGUUGAUGAUAAUAUUCAACAACAACAACAACAACAACAACAACCAAAUCAUUUAAAAACAUUUCAUUCACCUGCAACAUCAUCAUCUUCAUCGAAUCAUUAUAAUUUAAAAAAGACUGUACACGCUUUAACGAGAAGACCAAUAACAGAUCUACAAUCAACGUAUUUAACGUAUGAUUCAAUUGAUGCACCACCACCACCACCACCACCACCUCCUCCUCUUCCUCCUCCCACUAUGAUUUAUCCUAAUCAUUCAUCUACAUCAUCCUCAUCGACUGCGAGUUCAACAUCGAGAGAAUACAGUAUUUGA